UUUACAGGAUCAUGAUGAAAAUGAGAAUAAUACAUCGCUUACAAUAAGUCGAAUGUUAAUUAAAUGUGCAGAUAUUGGCAAUCCAACAAGAGAAUGGGAAUUAUGCGAAAAAUGGGCAAUGCGUAUUGUGGAAGAAUAUUUUGAUCAGACAAGUGAAGAACGCGAAAAAGGAUUACCAUUAACAAUGGAAUUAUUUGAUCGUAACGUCUGUAAUGUACCAUUAACACAAUGUGGUUUUAUUGAUAUGUUUGCACGUGAAGCAUUUACAAGUUGGACACAAUUUUCAAAUCUUCCAAAUUUACUUACACAAUUGGAAAUGAAUUAUGAAAAAUGGCGACAACGAACAGCUGAUUGGAACCCAUCAAAGAAUAUGCAAUUAUGCGAUGAAAGACCACUUACAUCAUAG
This is a messenger RNA of Loa loa (African eye worm), 406 nucleotides long. RefSeq lists its product as hypothetical. NCBI's taxonomy places the organism in Eukaryota, Metazoa, Nematoda, Chromadorea, Rhabditida, Onchocercidae. Gene Ontology annotation, molecular function: 3',5'-cyclic-nucleotide phosphodiesterase activity. The record is from RefSeq and is a predicted model, not a curated record. The coding region runs from base 53 to 406 and encodes 117 amino acids. The transcript is spliced from 2 exons. Gene Ontology annotation, biological process: positive regulation of ERK1 and ERK2 cascade; signal transduction.